GCACCCGAUAACGGCCGAAACGAACACGUUUUAGAAGCUCUGAAGUAGACAGUGGAUUCCGUGACUAAUUUGUGAUAGGAGUGGAAGCAUUCCAAAUGCAGCUAUGAAAUUCUACAGUGGAAGUUACAUAUUUCCUUUCCAAUGGGAUCAAGUUGCUACCACCUAUUGGCAGAAAUAUUCCUUACACAAAAGUAAACAUAUCAUUUCGGAGGAUGUGCUGUCCCGUAAGAUUAUUGAAGGCAAGCUAUUUACAAAGAGGCUUAUCAACAAGUCUAAUAAUUCUGCUGAGAAGGUGGUGAACAUGCUCUUCCACACCCGCGCCAAAAAGACCUGGGUCAUAGAGGAGUCCAUUGUAGAUCCUGUCGCAAAAACAAUGAUUACUUAUACACGAAACAUAGGUUACAAGGACUUAGCUGUUGUUGAAGAAAAAUGUGUUUACAAGGAAAGCGCAGAGAAAAGUGAUGAAGUGAUACAAAUGAAGAAAGCUUGGAUAUAUUCAAAUCAUUUCUAUCUAGGUAGAAUCAUACAAAAUCUAGUCUAUCAAAAAUUCAAACUUCGUGCGAAUAAAUCAAGUAGUGAAUUCCAUAGUGUCUUAACAAAACUGUUCAACAUGGAACUUGUAGAUCCUACAAAUAAUUCCGGUUUUGUACCUCUCUUAAAGGACCAGGACAUUAAAGGGAAGGCAAUUAGAGCCACGAAAAGUGUCGCACAUAAAACACCAAAACUUUAAUGUAAUCAUACUGUAUGGAUGACAUGGACUGCUACGCCAGGGAAACAUGAAUAUUUGAAAGCAAGGUCACAUUCUUUCAGCAAGUUUGUGUUAUUUUCAUUGUCUUGAUAUUAAAAACACUUGGUGUUGGGAAAACCUGUUAGAACACCAUGAAGAAUGAUAUGUUAAUGUGCGAGUGGAGGAUGUUUUGUUUUUUUUUUAGAAGUGAAAAUCUUAAUGAAAAAAAAGAUAUGGUGUAAACAGUAAACAAUACCAGUUUUCUGUUGGAUUUUCAGAAUGAAGUGAUUUUGUUUCAUGAUUUGAAGAUUUUUUAUUUUGACUGUGAAUGAAAGUUUCUAUAAGAAAUCUAGUGCUAAAGCUUCAGACUAUAAAUGGUUCUGUAUUUAGAAAUAAUUCCUUGUUUCCUGUUGACUACUUUGUAGUGCUUCGUUAAGGAAAUAUUCCAUGGUCAUCAGAGUGUACAGAGCUUUUAUAGAUGUGUGUGAUGUAUUUGCUUUUUCUUUUAAACCUGUGUGAUGAAAUUGGUAUUAAGUUUGCAUAAGAGAGAAAUUUGAAAUGUUAUUAGUAAACGGUGGUAAGUUUAUAUCUGUGUUGUGUAAUAGAAAAUUCUUUAUUGGGUUUUAAACUGAUUAUGUCCAGCAUUGUUACAAAUUGAGUAAUAUAUACAUGUAUCUACCUCAGGAACUCACUACCACAGCAAUGAAGUCAGGACAGUGCAACUAAAGAAGUACACAGGCAUUCAUGCUUCUAAAUUUAUUCAAUUCAUGGUUUUGAACCCUUUUACAAAAACUCAGCUUUCAUUUUCCCAUAAAAAACAUUUUAAGUUGUUGAUAGAACACAAGUUUUGUAUAAAUGUGUUAUAUCUACCAUGGAGUUUUAAAAGAGAAAGAAUGGUGUGUUUCUGUGACCAAUUUUCACUCCUUUGAGGUAUGAACAUUUAUCAUCGUAAAAACAUGUAGUUUUAAAAUUCGGCAAGAAUUGUCAUCUGUGCCAUAUUAUAUUGUAAUGAGUCAAUUGAGUAAUUGUACUAUGAAGAUCCCAGAUUUCUUAAAAGAACAUCAUUUUUUCAGCAUUACAUUCUGUAUAUUUUUUGGUCAAAAUUACAGCAGUAAUUACGGUACUAUUCAAAGCCUGUAAGAACCCAGGUAACGGUUUGUACACCUUAAUUCUACACUUUCUUAUUAUUACCUGAAUUUCUAGACAAACUUAGAAAGGGAAACAUAAUAAAAAUUGAAAUCAACAUGUUAUAAGGGAGAGGAUGAGGGUGAGGGAAUCCCUGAAGUCCAUUCUAUUGCAUGUUAAUUUACAUUACAAUCACAGACAAAUAUGCUUGGAGAAAGGUAAAAAUUACUUGUAUAUGUAUGGUACCUUAUGGUUUAUGUGUAGAAAACUUUCCAGAAGUGAUAUGUAUGUUCAUCACUGAUACUCCAGGGGUUACAAUCACUUUCACUCUUUGCUCCCCUGGAAGGCACAAGUGAAGUAUUUUGAUUGGUCCCAGGAGAAAACUAACUGACCAAUCACAGGCUGAUAGCUCUUUUUGAAGAGUACAAAAGACCAACACCCAACUUCAAAACCAAUACAAUAUACUGUUAUGAGACCUCGAGAUUUGUUUGAUGUAAAUCAAAGGCUCAAAUUAGCCUUUUCGUCUUGUCCACAAGGUGUCUCACAUGGAAACUUCAAUUCUGCCAAGUUCCAGAGGGGUGCAGAAAGUGAAAGUGAUUGUAACCCCUGGAGUAUCUAGAAUGAUGUAUGUUGGAUUGCUGGAAUAAUGCUUUUAUGUUAACAAUGGGAAAAAGGGAAUUUGCAAGAUCCCUAUUACUCAUGUGAUGUUUACAUAUUUAUCAUCUGUGAUUGAAAGAUUAUCAGCUUUGUUCCUAGAGAUUUUGUUUUAUCUGGUUUAAUGGAUUUGCUGUUCAGGUAUGAAGGGAUUUGUAUGUGAUUGUAAAGUUAGGUAAACCCUUGAAUCCUGCUUCUGUAAGUAACUACUUCCAUUUUGAAUAUGAAUGAGAUAUUAGAUUAGAAUUUUUAGAAGUUUCACGAUUUUGUAGUUCUGUAAUUUCUGUAGCAUGCAUUUUGAAAUCACACUUGAAAGAAAAAUUUAAUUUAACAAAGUUAAUAUUGAGUGUAGAAUUAAAACAAUGAUACUGUUUCACCUACACCUGUAACAAGAUGUGACCAGUGUGUGUACAUACAUGUAUGUGUGUGAAUUUGCACACAUGUUGGUGUACUCAGAGAAAAAUAGUGCUAGUUAUCUACAGAUGCCAUUUAUUAAU
Molecule: messenger RNA, 3003 nt
Organism: Ylistrum balloti
Lineage: Eukaryota; Metazoa; Mollusca; Bivalvia; Pectinida; Pectinidae
Product: PRELI domain-containing protein 1, mitochondrial-like
Exons: 4
Coding region: 104-730 (208 amino acids)
Biological process (GO): phospholipid transport
Cellular component (GO): mitochondrial intermembrane space
Molecular function (GO): phosphatidic acid transfer activity
Source: RefSeq, a predicted model, not a curated record